AUGCAGGCGCCACUUUGGGUGAUCCGCAACUCAUGGGGCAGCGAGUGGGGCGCUGCAGGGCACAUGUUCAUGGACAUGCAGAGCGGGCCGGGCGUGUGCGGCAUCAACACACUGCCAGGCAUCUUCCCCAUCCUCCGAUCUACUGCCGACCCAUGUGGCAGCAAGUCAGUGAUGCUGGCGGGCUCACCGGGAGGGGCAGGGAGCAACGCGUUCAACCCGUGUGGGCAGUUCAAGUGCUCCAAGGCCGGAGCAUCCAACCGUUGUGCCUGUGAUGCUCCCCACUUCGUCCAGGCCUCCCACCCCGACGGCUCCAACACCUGCGCCUAUGGUGAGCCCACCCCACCCUCACACUACCUCACACCAAUCUGA
Closterium sp. Naga37s-1 is the source of this 369-nucleotide messenger RNA. Lineage: Eukaryota; Viridiplantae; Streptophyta; Zygnematophyceae; Desmidiales; Closteriaceae. The record is from the annotation of a GenBank genome assembly.